Molecule: messenger RNA, 2455 nt
Organism: Mus pahari (shrew mouse)
Lineage: Eukaryota; Metazoa; Chordata; Mammalia; Rodentia; Muridae
Gene: Padi4
Product: peptidyl arginine deiminase 4
Exons: 16
Coding region: 18-2018 (666 amino acids)
Cellular component (GO): cytoplasm
Molecular function (GO): protein-arginine deiminase activity; calcium ion binding
Source: RefSeq, a predicted model, not a curated record
UGACCGAGAGAGCGAGGAUGGCCCAGGGCGCGGUGAUCCACGUGGCCCCCGAGCAGCCCACUCAUGCUGUGUGUGUGGUGGGCACGGCGACCCCGCUGGAUGUCCGUGGCUCUGCUCCUAAGGGCUACACGUCCUUCGGCAUCACAGCCUCCCCAGGAGUCAUCGUAGACGUCAUCCAUGGUCCUCCAGUCAAGAAGAGUACCAUGGGGGCCUCCAAAUGGCCUCUGGACCCCGAGCUGGAGGUGACCCUACAGGUGAAAGCAGCCAGCAACAGAACAGAUGACCAAAAGGUUCGCAUUUCAUACUAUGGACCCAAGACCUCCCCAGUCCAAGCCCUGCUCUACCUCACUGGGGUGGAACUGUCCCUGAGCGCAGAUGUCACCCGCACUGGCAAAGUGAAGCCUGCCCAAGCCAGGAAGGAUCAGAGCACCUGGACCUGGGGCCCGGGAGGCCGUGGCGCCAUCCUGUUGGUGAACUGCGACAAAGAGGACCCCCAGGCCUCCGGAAUGGACUUUGAGGAUGACAAGGUCUUGGACAACAAAGACCUGCAGGACAUGUCUCCAAUGACCCUAAGCACGAAGACUCCCAAAGAUUUCUUCGACAAGUAUCAGUUGGUGUUGGAGGUGCCCAAGGCCAAGAUGAACAAAGUGAGAGUCUUCCGGGCCACACGGGGUAAACUGCCGUCCAGGUACAAGGUGGCCCUGGGACCACAACAGUCCUCGUACCUUCUGGAGCUGCCCGGCGGCCAGCACAGCAUAGACUUCUAUGUGGAAGGCCUUGCUUUUCCAGACGCAGACUUCAAGGGGCUCAUUCCCCUUACCAUCUCCCUGCUGGACAAGUCUAACCCGGAGCUCCCCGAGGCCCUGGUGUUCCAAGACAGCGUGACGUUCCGUGUGGCCCCCUGGAUCAUGACCCCCAACACUCAGCCCCCCCAGGAGGUGUACGUGUGCAGGGUUUCUGACAAUGAAGACUUCCUAAAGUCACUAGCUACUCUGACCAAGAAAGCCAAGUGCAAGCUGACUGUGUGCCCCGAGGAGGAGAAUAUAGAUGACCAAUGGAUGCAGGACGAAAUGGAGAUUGGCUACAUCCAGGCCCCACACAAGACGCUGCCCGUGGUCUUUGACUCCCCGAGGGACAGAGGCCUCAAGGAUUUCCCUGUCAAACGAGUUAUGGGUCCAAAUUUUGGCUAUGUGACCCGAAAGCUCUAUACGACAGAGCUCACUGGGCUGGAUGCCUUUGGGAACCUGGAGGUGAGUCCCCCAGUCACUGUCAGAGGGCAGGAGUACCCACUGGGCAGAAUUCUCAUCGGGAACAGCGGUUACUCCAGCAGCGAGAGCCGGGACAUGCACCAGGCCCUGCAGGACUUCCUGAGCGCCCAGCAGGUGCAGGCCCCCGUGAAGCUCUUCUCCGAUUGGCUCUUUGUGGGUCACGUGGAUGAGUUCUUGAGCUUCGUCCCAGCACGCGACAGGCAGGGCUUUCGGCUGCUGCUGUCCAGCCCCAGAGCUUGCUACCAACUGUUCCAGGAGCUACAGAGCCAGGGCCACGGGGAGGCGACACUGUUCGAAGGACUCAAGAGGAAAAAACAGACAAUCAAUGACAUUCUGUCCAACAAGAAACUAAGAGACCAGAAUGCCUAUGUGGAGAGCUGUAUUGACUGGAACCGGAUGGUGCUGAAGCGGGAGCUGGGCCUGGCAGAGGGUGACAUCAUUGACAUCCCGCAGCUCUUCAAGGUCGUGGGGAACUCCAGAGGGAACCCAAAGGCCCAGGCCUUCUUCCCAAACAUGGUGAACAUGCUGGUCCUGGGCAAGCACCUGGGCAUCCCCAAGCCCUUUGGGCCCAUCAUCGAUGGCCGCUGCUGCCUGGAGGAGGAGGUGCGCUCCCACCUGGAGCCGUUGGGUCUGCAGUGCACCUUCAUCAACGACUUCUACACCUACCACGUGUACCACGGGGAGGUUCACUGUGGCACCAACGUGCGCAGGAAGCCCUUCGCCUUCAAGUGGUGGCACAUGGUGCCCUGAGUCACCACCCCAGCAGCCUCCCUUGAGGACUGUCCUGGCCGGAGGUGGAUGGCCCACUCCCCACCCCCAACCCUCCUACCCCCAACCCCCCCACACAUGGAGAUGCAGCAAGAGAUCUGGGGAUGGUUGGGCUUCCCCAGAGGUGGCCACCCCUCCCUGCUGUGACGUGUUUGCUUCACCCACAUCUGGCUCCUGACCCAUCUCUGUGUGUCCUCAAAUGGUCCUUGCAUAGCAAGCUCAGCUCUGCUUAGAGAUGCUGCAAUAAAGAUGUGGUUUUGUAUCUUAAGUUUACCACGGAGUUUCACCCCCUCCCCCCAGCCCCACCCUCUGCAAAGCACAUUGGAAUCAAUUUCAAAGCAUCAGUGAGGUGAAAAGCUUCAACUAUGGCUGGCAACUCUUUUGACUAAUUUACUCUGAUGUACGCGUCUCUCUCUUUA